Molecule: messenger RNA, 1918 nt
Organism: Cryptomeria japonica (Japanese cedar)
Lineage: Eukaryota; Viridiplantae; Streptophyta; Pinopsida; Cupressales; Cupressaceae
Product: acyltransferase GLAUCE
Exons: 2
Coding region: 278-1549 (423 amino acids)
Molecular function (GO): acyltransferase activity, transferring groups other than amino-acyl groups
Source: RefSeq, a predicted model, not a curated record
UGUGGGAAAGAAACAGGCGGCCAUAAUUUUCAAACAAAUCAAUGUCUCUGCUAUGCCAGUGACAUCAACACAGUUUCAUCAAUUCAAAUUAAAACAAUUUAAACGGCUCUUAAGGAAAAAAAGCAAAUUCCUCCAGUUGAAGAACAGAGGCAUUAAUGGCAACAAUUAAAUGCCCACCCAAAUCCAAUGAAAUUUAUGGGGUGACAGUGGGACUUCACCAGCCCCCUCUUAACUAUAUUACAUACUGCCUGCGCCUUGGUGAUCAGGCACCGUUUCGAUGGAGGAAAUAGAUCUCAACGUUAAAGUGGGGAAGCCGUUCCUUGUUCGGCCGGCGGAGGUAACUCAAAGGCGGCCAUUUUUUCUGUCCAAUUUUGAUCAGAAUCUGGUUUUUACGGUGGAAACUAUCCAUUUCUUUGGUUGCAAUGGAGAAGAAGAUGUCGCACAAACCGUGGAAAGAGCUUUGAGCAAAUUGCUGGUUCCAUAUGAUUAUAUGGCUGGGAGGCUGAAGCUCAAUUCUGAACAAGGAAGGCUGGAGAUUGACUGUAAUGGGGAAGGGGCGCUCUUUGCCUCUGCCUCUUGUGAUCUGACAAUAGAUCAGUUGCCUGAUAUUGCAUAUCCCAAUCCGGCCUUUGCCCAAUUCAUAUUGCAGGAGUAUGGGGUUUCAAGCCUUCAGGACUUGCCCCUCCUGUUUCUGCAGGUAACACGAUUCAAAUGUGGGGGAUUCGCAUUGGGGCUGGGAACGAACCACGUUCUCCUGGACGGCAUCGCAGCAUUGGACUUGAUGAAAAACCUGGCCGCCAUCGCCAAAGGGCAAGGCCUCGCUGUGCAACCAGAAACCGACCGCACCUGUCUCAAGGCCCGAAGCCCUCUCAAAAUCACCCACACCCAUCUGGAAUUCACAAAAUCCUCCGAGAUCCCUCCCACCAUUACCACUCCAUUGCCCACCUCCAAGCUGUCCUUCAACCUCUUCCCCAUCUCGGCCCAAAUGCUGAGCCGGCUGAAGGGUAGUGCCCAGCGGGCGUGCAGCAGCUUUGAAGCCCUGACGGCCCACCUGUGGCGAGCCCACACCGUGGCCCUGGACUCUCCCCCCGACAAAAUGUCAACCCUUCUCUUCGCCGUGGACGUCAGGGCAAAGAUGAUCCCUGCGUUGCCCAAGGGUUUUGCAGGCAAUGCUAUUUUCCCGGGCUACGCAAGGGCAACAGCCGGGGAAUUGCGUGGGGCGGAGCUGUCGUGGUGCGUGCAGCAAGUGCAGGAAGGCAUUGCCCGCGUGACUGAUGAAUACAUCCGGUCGGCCAUUGAUUGGCUGGAGGUGUACAAGGGGGUUUUCUGUGUGGACAGAAGCAUUGUGGUUUCGCCCUGGAAGAAGCUUGCCUUUGAAGAGGUCGAGUACCCAUGGGGGAAACCCCUCUAUUCUGGCCCCAUCAUUAACAGCUGGAUCGACUUUCUGCUCUUGCUGCCCAAUGGGAAGGACGAUGGCCUCAAUGUGUUUAUAGCACUGGAGGAACAGCAGAUGAACAAGUUUAGGUCAUGCUUGUACCACUCCUAUUGAUUCAACAAGAUUGUGUAGACAGAAUGAGGGAGUCUAUUAUUAAACUAAGUUGUUAAAACAGUGAGGUGAACUGGCUCACAGACUUUCUUGAUCUCCUGGGUGUUAAAAGUCUUCCCUUCUAUUCUACUCUAAUUUCUCUACAACCAACCUGUUCAGAAUUUCUGAUGUCCAAAUUAUUCCCAUAUUAUUUCCUGCUGUUGCGACAUUUGGGAAAGCGAUUUGAUCCCAAAUUAUUCCCCACGGACUGAUUUCCUAGUUUUCCAACUUCUCAAGUAUCAGUUGUUAUUGAACGAGAAUGUUUAUUUUCCUAUUUCUUAAGUAUGAUCUUGGAGCAAAUACAUUAAAAUAAUUUAGCUGAGAAAAUUGCAC